AUGCUCCGCCUCCUCGACCCGCAAGCCACGGCCGCCGUCUCGAUCGACUUUCCCGAGAUCGCAGCCGACCCAUCGCGGUUCCUCGCCAUCAUGGCCGAGCAAGGCUUUGCCGUCGUCACCAACGUUGUCGACGACGUCCCGUACGCCGAAGGUCUCUGGGCGUCGGACCUGCGCGCGAUUCUCGAUAUGGAGCACAGCGCCGAGACGCGUGCGCUUGCAGAGGACCCCGUGCAUACGUGGCCAGCCGAUGUGCCUCUCGGCCGGCCCGUGGAGCACGGCCUUGCCCAAGGCCAGCUCGCGCGGCACAUUCGACGCAACCGCAACAUUCGCCACUGCUACGAGGUGCUCCACCACACGAAGGAGCUCGUCAUCAGCACGGACAGCAUCCUGUUCAAACGACCAACGCCGCCAACGAAGCUGCGCGAACCGUGGGGCCAUGUCGACUACCACCGCGACUUGGUUGAGCACGAGUGCUUCCAGUCGAUCGUGUACCUCUGGGACACGGACGACGAGUCGGGCACGAAGAUCGUCUGGCCCGGAUCGCACAUCACACAGUACGAGGCGGUCAUGGACGCCAACCCGGUGCCGCGGCUCUUUAGCCUCAUCCCGGAAGCCAUGGUGCAAGAGUACCGAGCCGGCGCGUGCCGGGUUCGUAUUCCGAAAGGCGCCAUGAUUGUGUGGAACUCGAAGCUCGUGCAUCAAGGCUACGACGCGCCCCUCGCGGUGCCCGUAAAGUGCGCGCUCGUCGCGUCUGGCGUCAGUGGCACCCACUGGGCGGCGGUGUUCCGCACGCACAGGACGACACGCGAUCUAAACAACCGUCCGCGCGGGCCGAGUCAAGAGUUUGGGCGCGUUCGUCUCCUUCACCGCGCCCACUUGCAUCUCUUGGACGAAAACGGGCAGCUCCAAGGAGAGUUUGCCGCGCUUUUGUAG
Molecule: messenger RNA, 933 nt
Organism: Saprolegnia parasitica CBS 223.65
Lineage: Eukaryota; Oomycota; Saprolegniomycetes; Saprolegniales; Saprolegniaceae
Exons: 2
Coding region: 1-933 (310 amino acids)
Source: RefSeq, a predicted model, not a curated record